This is a messenger RNA of Alnus glutinosa, 924 nucleotides long. RefSeq lists its product as uncharacterized. The record is from RefSeq and is a predicted model, not a curated record. The transcript has 3 exons. Bases 34 to 504 code for a protein of 156 amino acids. Lineage: Eukaryota; Viridiplantae; Streptophyta; Magnoliopsida; Fagales; Betulaceae.
UACAUCGUUGGCUUCUCAAGCGCAGGGAGGGAGAUGGCAGUGGAGGAGAAGGGCAAAGGAAGUGAGAGAUGGAGCGGAGCCACAACCAAUCUGACGGAGAUGGCUUCGAAUCUGGAGUCACUCCAGAAGCUACUCCUCAAGAAAGCAGUCUUUGUCGACGAAGAGACCUUUGCCAAAGCCUCCCUCAGCUCCGAACAAGCCCGUACCAUCAAGGUUCUUGAGCAAAGGGUAGAGACUUUGGAAAGAGAACUUGAUGCUGCCAUUACAGCUGCUGCUCGUGCUCGUUCUGAGAAACGACAGGCUGAAGCAGGUCAGAAAGCUGCUGAAUUACAUGCACAAGAGAUCACGAGAGAGCUUGAGAACACCACAAAGGUGUUUGAGCUGCAUAUGGAAGAGUUGCGUGCAAAACAGGAGGAAAUCGCGAAGCGGGAUAAGGAAAUUAAAGUCCUAGAAGCGAUUAUUCAAACACUUGGUGGAAAAGAGUCGCGUUCUACAAAAGGGUAAAGGCGGGCCCUUCAGAGCACGAUUGAGAUUCACAUUAAUUACAUGUUUGAAUUACUAGCAAUUUGGACAAGUGAUGUGAGAUAACUCAUAUGCAACCUACCUGCUCAAAUAAAUUUUGGACUGCUCGACCACCUAUCCGAGCAUGUAAGUCCCAUAUGGAGUCUCUCAUAUUACCUGCUCAAAUUGCUAGCAAUUUGGACAGAUAAUUAUCGUAAAUCUUUAUCCGAGCAGUAUAUUUUGUAUGACAUAUCUUUGUCAAUUCAAGAUAUAAGAACGGUUGAGCAUCUGCAUUCUUUAAUAUGCUAGUUGCUUUGUUUUCACAGGAAUUAUUUAUAUGCUGUAAUUUGAUAAUGGGUUGAAUUCUAGAUGAAAGGGUGACUCGUUGAAUUGGCUGGAAGUGUAUAUUUCAUGUUCAUAUCA